Molecule: messenger RNA, 1440 nt
Organism: Monosiga brevicollis MX1
Lineage: Eukaryota; Choanoflagellata; Craspedida; Salpingoecidae
Exons: 5
Coding region: 1-1440 (479 amino acids)
Biological process (GO): intracellular protein transport; vesicle-mediated transport
Cellular component (GO): CORVET complex; lysosome
Source: RefSeq, a predicted model, not a curated record
AUGGCCAAGUUCAACGUGAGCAACGUGGUGGUGGCCAACGCGAACGACAUCGCGGACGCGCUUGACCAACUGCCACAAACACGCAAGAUGUUAUGCAUCGACUCCAGACUCCUCAAUCCCCUGCAGCGCAUUUGCGGUGGCAAGAUGCUACAGGCAAGUUCUUUUGCAUCGGCUGUGUGUCUUUCCAAUGUGCCACAAGCCGAUGGCCGGUUCGGAGUGCGUCAAACUGAGCGUCUGGGUGUGGUCCACAACUGCCUUGUCUACAUAUGUCAGAACGACGCAGCAACCUUGCGGCGCAUUGCCAAGCACAUUCGGCAUUUCAGCCACGAGCGAGGACUGGAUGCGCCGCCGCGAAUCUGGGCGCAUGUCUGGCAGGUUCCCUGUGCUGAUACUCUUUCCGAUAUGGUGUGGGAGUCGGAGGGUGUGUACGGCUUGGUGGAGAGUCGGAGCUGUGAGCUAUCCCUUAUGAGCAUUGACAACGAUGCCUGGAGCCUGGGGCUGGGGCGGUCAUGCUAUCAGACGCACCUUCAGGGUGAUUGGUCCGUAGUGGGAUACUUGCACCAGGCGCUGCUUCGGCUCCAUUUUGUCUACGGGCCCCUCCCGCAGCUGGCAGCACUGGGCCCUCUCAGUGCCGCCAUCCUCAAGCUUUACGAGUCCUCAGUCUCCUUGAGUGCCGUGCCUAUGCACCGUCGCGCGCCUCCUGAAGGCUCCUUUGAUCAAGUUGUGCUGCUGGACCGCACUUGCGAUAUGAUCACCCCACUGUGUACUCAACUCUCCUACCCUGGGCUACUGGCGGAAACCUGUGGUGUCCAUGCCGGCAUCGUCUCAAGUCGUACAUUAGAUCCGGAAGGCCCCUUGAGCAAGGUGACGCUGCAUAGCCAUGAGGACGAGUUCUACAAGGAGCUGCGUGAUCGGAACUACGGCGCAGCAGCCCCGGCUUGCAAGAGCCACAUUGCCCGCUACGCGCGUGACUCUGAUACAUCUCAACUAGACGCCAACAACCUGGAGGCCAUGAAGAAGAUAACCUCCGAGCUGCGUGGCAUCAAGCAGGCAGGGCGUUUUGGUGCACGCUGGCGUGACCUACGCGACAAGUGGCCAACUGUGCUGCCCGAAAAUGAGGAUGAGGAACAGCUGCUGUUUGGAGGUGCGCAACCCAUGAUUCCGCGGAUCGUGAGCGAUAUCUUGGAGGAGAAGCUCACGGCCGAGCACGAGAAGAUGCUGGCUGAUGGCACCAUCAAUCUGAUGCGAUGGUCUCCCCCUUCGGAUGGCCCACCUCCGCGUACCAAGCGCAUUCUUGUCGUAAUUGUUGGUGGCAUCACAUACCCAGAGCUGACUCUCCUGCGGCGGGUCGGCCAGAAAUUGGGUCGCGAAAUGAUCAUGCUCUCGGAUCAGCUCCUCACAGGAAACCACCUCGUUGAGCCGUUGUUGACACAUGCUUAA